Messenger RNA from Teleopsis dalmanni, 1098 nucleotides. It is a transcript of the gene vih, whose product is annotated as ubiquitin-conjugating enzyme E2 C. The transcript is spliced from 2 exons. The record is from RefSeq and is a predicted model, not a curated record. The coding region runs from base 393 to 932 and encodes 179 amino acids. Lineage: Eukaryota; Metazoa; Arthropoda; Insecta; Diptera; Diopsidae.
ACUUUCGUUAAAUAUAUUAUUAGAUAAAAAAUCUCAAAUUCAAUAAAAUUUUUUCGGUUAAACCAAAAUUCGAAACUAGCUACAUUUACAUAGAUUACGAAUCGAAAACUUUAACUUAGUUGAAGACAAGUGGGGUUUAAUAUACAUAGAUUAUCCAACCGAAAUCGGCAUAAUAUAUAUGAGUUUUUUUCAAAAUUAUUCAAACUGCUGGCAACAUUAGAAACUAUAACCUCCAUUUUGUUUUAAAGUCAUAAACUGUCAAACUAUUAAACAAAAAAGUAACAAAGCUUGUAUGUAAAGACAAAUCCAAGCCAAAUAGUUUUGAUUUUAAUUGACCAUUUGAUUGUUAAACAAGGCAUAAAAAUUAUUUAAGUUAAUUUUUAGAAAAAAAUAUGGCACAAAAUAUUAGUCCUGAGCAAGCUGGAAUACUGGAUUCUUCCUCAGGGUCGAAGCGCAAUGACGAUUCAGUUGCAAUAAAAGACAAUCACGCUGUUAGUAAAAGAUUACACAAAGAACUGAUGAAUUUAAUGAUGUCUACUGAGAAGGGCAUAUCCGCGUUCCCAGAUGGUGAAAAUAUUUUCAAGUGGAUUGGUACAAUAACGGGGCCUAUUAACACGGUUUACAUGGGACAAAAGUAUCGCCUGUCACUAGAAUUUCCAAAUUCUUAUCCUUAUGCUCCUCCUCUGGUAAAAUUUUUAACUCCAUGUUUUCAUCCCAACGUUGAUUUGAGUGGAGCAAUAUGCUUAGAUAUACUUAAAGAUAAGUGGUCGGCGCUAUAUGAUGUGCGUACGAUCCUGCUUUCGAUACAGUCAUUACUGGGUGAACCAAAUAUAGACAGUCCUUUGAACGCUCAGGCAGCAAUGAUGUGGGCUGCACCGCAGGAGUAUCAAAAACACCUUGAGGCCUUUUACGAAAAGCAUAAGGACACAUAAGUUAAAUAAAUAUUUAAUAUUGGUUAAACAUAUAUUUAUAGGUUUUCAACGUUUUUAUUCGAAUACUGAAUUUGUAUUUUUAUAUAUGCAUCCAAACAUGUCAACUUGAACAAAUUGAGAUUUCUAAUGUAUUUUUAAGCGUGAAUUAAAUGUUAAUGAAUUAUAA